Molecule: messenger RNA, 1198 nt
Organism: Acanthochromis polyacanthus (spiny chromis)
Lineage: Eukaryota; Metazoa; Chordata; Actinopteri; Pomacentridae
Gene: bphl
Product: biphenyl hydrolase like
Exons: 7
Coding region: 150-1004 (284 amino acids)
Source: RefSeq, a predicted model, not a curated record
AAGUGCCAAACUGAUCCCAGCUGCUGGACUUCCUGAUAAUCCUGCUGCAGAGCAGGACCGUGUGGACUUCAGUCAGACUUUGUAGAAUCUUUAACCAGCUACAGCAGAUCUUCAGGAAGGGAUCUGCUGUCUGUGUGCACCUCUGAGGAAUGGCGCUGCUUUCAGUUUGCAGACGGUUGUUAGAGUUCAGAGAAACCGUUCAGAGAUCCAUGACAUCCACACAGCUCUACAGCUCCUCUGUGGUCUCUGGCAGGCAGCUUGUUAAUGGAGUGGAUCUGUACUAUGAGCAGACAGGCAGAGGGAAACAUGCUGUGCUGCUACUUCCUGGGGCUUUGGGAAGCACAAAGACAGAUUUUGCUCCUCAGCUCAAGUCUCUGAAUAAGGAACGUUUCACUGUGGUUGGUUGGGAUCCCCGUGGUUACGGACAGUCCCGCCCCCCAGACAGAGACUUCCCUCCUGAUUUCUUUGAGAGGGAUGCAAAGGAUGCAGUGGAUCUGAUGAAGGCACUGGGCUUUGGCAAGUUCUCUCUGCUGGGGUGGAGUGAUGGAGGAAUCACCUCUCUGAUUGCAGCCGCCAGGAACCCCGACCUGAUCAACAAGAUGGUCAUAUGGGGAUCCAAUGCCUUUGUUUCUCAACAAGACCUCAAGCUUUAUAAUGCGGUCCGCGAUGUCUCUAAGUGGAGUGCAAGGAUGAGACAGCCCAUGGAGGAGGUGUAUGGAGCACAAGUCUUUGCUAAAACAUGGGAGGCCUGGGUGGAUGGAAUCCAACAGUAUGUCCACAGACCAGAAGGGAACAUCUGCAUGGAGCUUCUGCCCCUGAUCAGCUGUCCAACCCUCAUUAUCCACGGAGAGAAAGACCCUAUGGUGCCGAGCUUCCACCCUCAAUACAUCCUCAAACACAUCAAAGGAUCUCGAUUUCAUUCAAUGCCAGAGGGAAAACACAACCUGCACCUGAGGUACGCCGAUGAAUUCAAUAAACUGGUGGAAAACUUUCUGGAAGAGUGAAACUACUGAUGUGUCAUUUCCUGUGAAGACCCAACGUUUAUAAUAGUUAAAUGCAAAUAUUAACAUAUAUAUUUUCAAUAAUUUGAAUAUUAUUGUUUUGAUUACAUUUUUAUAAAGAAUAAUGUGAGUUUUCAUCUGUGCUAAUAUUAAAUUAGAAUUUCAUAUUAAAUAAAAAUAUAUGCCGAUGAGAAACA